AUGUCCUUUCCUAUUGAUCUAAAGAUUUCUAAUACAGCUCUAUGGGUCGUCCUGUCCAUCAUUUCUGUUCAGUUACAUUAUGCAAAGGAGUUUUCCUGGCCCCAAACCAGGGGGCACCAAGCUGAUUUUAACCUUACUCACCCAGGUAGACAAUCAAUGACAAGAAGUAUUAAUCUGAAACCAGAGAUAUGGAAAGAUCAAAUAAAACGUCGGAUCUGCGAAAUUAUUCGUUGCAAUGGACGGAGUGUUCAGAAGAAAAACAACACUUCAAACAAUAUCAUCUUCACUCCUUUGAGGCCCCCAGCAUUUGACAAAAAAGAUGUUGAAAUUGUCAGACCUCCGGUGGUGAAACCAAAACCAGUAUUCUCAAGUCCAUCAGACACAACGACGGACCCAAAGUGUAUGAAAUUUAAAGUUCCAAAUGAGUACUUUGAGGAAGACGUUGAUGUACUUGGAGCAGAUAUUUAUAUUUAUUUUAAAGUUAAAACAAAAUCAAAACGCCGUAAAAGAACGAGACGUGUUGUACUAAAAGUUUUUUCCUUACAAGUUGGUACUAAACGAAAGCAAAACGUUGCAAAACUAAAAGUAAGACCAAACGACACAGCAUGGUAUAAAGUGUCCUUACCAUUGUCUGUCACAAAAAACGCCGAAACUGUGCAGAAUAAAACUCUUUCCAUGUGCAUAGACUGUAAAAGAUGCAAUAGUCGAACAAAAAUUACAUUUCCAUUAAAAGUUCAUCCUUCUCGUCGGAAGCGGAAGAAGCCCAGGCGAAAUAAAGGCAAUAAGAAGAGAAAACAGCGACGUCACACAAACAAGAAGAGGAAAAAGAAAGCGAAAAAGUUGCAAGUUCAUAGACCAUUUCUCAUUUACAGAUUUAGACAUUAUCAUCGAUCAAAACGAAAUACUGACGAUUGUUCAUUAGUGAAUAAUACUCAGAACUGCUGUAGACAUGAGGAGUUUGUGUCUUUUUCUGACUUGGGGUUUGAACAAGAUAUUCUAUUCCCUGCUGGGGUUUCGUACUCCUCGUGUGUUGGAGGCUGUGAUAGUUUUACCCAUCAAGGUCCCCAAAAUCACAGCAGUACUUUUUUGCAGAACUCUAGUCUUGAAAAUCCUACAUGUGAAGUCAUUGACUCUCAAGAAACAAAUACGUUUAUUGUUUUACGCGACCGUAUAGGGAUUCUAACACUGAAGAACGCAAAUGUGUUGAAUUGUGGAUGCGUGCGUAGUAUAUAAAAUGAUAUAUAUUUAGUUUAGUAAAUCGGACAGCUGUUGGA
Saccostrea echinata is the source of this 1274-nucleotide messenger RNA. RefSeq names its product inhibin beta A chain-like. NCBI's taxonomy places the organism in Eukaryota, Metazoa, Mollusca, Bivalvia, Ostreida, Ostreidae. The record is from RefSeq and is a predicted model, not a curated record. Gene Ontology annotation, molecular function: cytokine activity; growth factor activity. The transcript is spliced from 3 exons. Gene Ontology annotation, biological process: SMAD protein signal transduction. Gene Ontology annotation, cellular component: extracellular region. Bases 1 to 1233 code for a protein of 410 amino acids.